Cryptomeria japonica (Japanese cedar) is the source of this 1490-nucleotide messenger RNA. Its product is annotated as aspartyl protease APCB1. The transcript is spliced from 10 exons. Gene Ontology annotation, biological process: proteolysis. The record is from RefSeq and is a predicted model, not a curated record. NCBI's taxonomy places the organism in Eukaryota, Viridiplantae, Streptophyta, Pinopsida, Cupressales, Cupressaceae. Gene Ontology annotation, molecular function: aspartic-type endopeptidase activity. Bases 1 to 1347 code for a protein of 448 amino acids.
AUGGGGAAUAUGAAAAUGAGUGUCAUACAAAAGCUCUGUUUUCUACUGGCUCUUGCGUCUUUGGGAGCAGCACAUGUAUACCCAAUUCAUCGCAAGAAUGAUACCGACAUUUCCACAUUAGUUGAACGAGACGUCCAGAGAAUUGGCAGGAGAUUACAAGCAAAUGUAAAGACUGCUUUAUUUGGAUUGGAAGGCAAGGUUUUUCCAAAUGGGAUUUACUACAUUAAAGCUCUAAUUGGUACACCCCCAAAGGAAUAUUAUCUGCAUAUAGACACUGGCAGUGACUUAACGUGGCUUCAGUGUAAUAGCGACACCCGAAGUUGUGCCAAGACACCCCAUCCAUGGUACACUCCAAAGUCGGUGGUAUAUUGCACGCAUCCUCUAUGUGAACCUGUGCGGGAAAUGAGUCAUGGAAAAUAUGAUUGUAUUAUUCCUUCCCAGCCGUGUUAUUAUGAUAUUAGAUAUAUUGAUUAUGCGUCCACGUUGGGAAAACUUGUAAGCGACAUUUUCACAGUAAGACUUAUCAAUGGCACCAUCUUCAAACCUCUUUCUAUAUUUGGGUGUGGAUAUGACCAAUAUGGGUCUUUGAAAGUGCCACAAGCUACAGAUGGUAUUUUGGGUCUGAGUGGCGACAUAACAAGUCUUCCAUCUCAAUGGGCAAAGCAAGGCUACAUCAAGAAUGUCAUAGGCAUCUGUAUUGCUGGAGGAGGGAACGCAGGGGGAUAUAUGUUCUUUGGUGAUGAUCAUGUGCCUACCUUAAUGACCUGGGUUCCUCUGCUUCGCGGGCCAACAAUGAGAUACUACCAUGUGGGACCUGCAGAAAUGAUCUAUGGCGGACAACCUCUUGCAAAGGACGGAGAUGAAAAAAGUCUAGGAGGCAUAAUGUUCGACAGUGGCACCACAUAUACAUACUUCACAGAAAAAUCUUAUGGCGCUCUUGUCCCUGCAGUCGAAGAAAACUUAGCAAAUCAGUUGGUACGAGACUCAUCAGAUACAACCCGGCCACUAUGUUGGCGAGGGAAAGAACCAUUCAGAUCCAUUGCAGAUCCUAGGGUCACAUCAUACUUCAAACCAUUAGUAUUCAACUUCAAAAAUGCAAAUGCAAAGUUCGAAAUAAGUCCAGAGGGUUAUUUGAUAAUCAGUAAGGAAGGCAAUGUCUGCUUAGGGAUACUUAAGGCCAACGGUCUUAAAUCCUUAAAUAUCAUUGGAGACAUAUCUAUGCAGGGUUAUCUCGUGGUUCAUGACAAUGACAACAACCGGAUUGGCUGGACUCGCAAGGAUUGCAUGAACUUUUGGAGUUCUGCAUCUUAUCCUUUUCCUGGUCUGGCCGCCGCCUCCAGGCUUUAGAAGAUCUUGGGAUGGCGUUUGCCCUUCCUACUUUGUUCGCAAGGGGCACAAAUAAUCUCACAAAGAAGAGUCUAUUUAGGAAUAAAUAAGUGCCACGCAGAGUACUUGCCUUUGUUUGCUUUCUUCUAGUUGGUAAUUGAGUU